Molecule: messenger RNA, 573 nt
Organism: Acaulospora morrowiae
Lineage: Eukaryota; Fungi; Glomeromycota; Glomeromycetes; Diversisporales; Acaulosporaceae
Source: the annotation of a GenBank genome assembly
AUGACUCCGCAUUCCAUAAACGCACAACCAUCUCUUUCUGGUGAGGAUAAUAAAGAAGAUUCGGAUCCUGUGUUGAGUUGGGAAGAUGUAAAAAAAAUUAUUGAGUCAGGACGUCUAGAAUUAUUCAAAAGAAAAAAAGCAGAUAUUUUAAAAUACAGGGCAUGGAAAGCCGAAGUUGCCAAAGAAUACGAUUCCCCCGAUAACUACAUACGAAAAGUGAUACUUAAAUGGGAUAAUGACGAAAUCUCAACGUCAAAAUAUUUUACUUAUGAUCCAUCAAACAAAUCGGAUCAUUUAUUGAGGUUAAAUGACUUUCCCUAUACCAGAAUCGAUCCUUCGAUAACUCAUUAUGUUCUAUGGUCAAAAUUCCCGUUUGAUCCAAAUUCUUCGGAAGAAAUUGAAAGAUUUUCGGAGGCAACGUUUAACUCUGACAUUGAUAAUGUUGAAGGAAAUACAAAUGGCGUGAAAAAGAAGGAAUGGUUAUUUUUUAUCAAUCCUUCAACACUUCAGAGUAUUAAAAGUGUCACUCACGCACACAUCCUUGUUAGAGAUGCUGUUGACAGUGAACCAUAA